AUGGGAUCGCCGGAUUCUGGAAAUGAAUCCAAGACCAAAGAGAAUAUCCCGCAAAUAACUUCCUCAGAAAAGAUGCCGCUGAAGCUUAUUGACCAGGAUGGUACAAUGCUUGUGUUCAAUGUCAAGCCGGCUACAACAUUCAAGAAGAUACUCGAUGCCUUUUCUUCCAAUGUCGGGAAGAACAGCUCGGAGUUCCGUCUAUUGUUUAAUGGAAAGAAUAUCGAUCCUGGGAAAACCCCAGGCGACCUCGGCUUUGAGGGCAAUGAAGAACUCGAAGUGGUAACAUCACAAGUAGGGGGAUAG
Encephalitozoon intestinalis ATCC 50506 is the source of this 303-nucleotide messenger RNA. RefSeq names its product ubiquitin-like protein. Gene Ontology annotation, cellular component: nucleus. Gene Ontology annotation, molecular function: ubiquitin-like protein ligase binding; protein tag activity. The transcript has a single exon. Gene Ontology annotation, biological process: protein sumoylation. The coding region runs from base 1 to 303 and encodes 100 amino acids. NCBI's taxonomy places the organism in Eukaryota, Fungi, Microsporidia, Unikaryonidae. The record is from RefSeq and is a predicted model, not a curated record.